AUGGCGGAGAGGCUGAGGGAGAAGGGUUAUGAUGGUGCGGUUUGUAGAUCGAAGUGGCAACGAUCGCCGGACAUUCCUUCAGGUGAACACAGCUACGUGGACGUACUAAUCGGGCCGAGAAACGGGCUCAAGGGCCCAACCCGAAUAAUAAUCGAGCCCAACUUCAAAGCCGAAUUCGAGAUGGCGAGAGCCAGCCAGGAGUACAACGCACUGGUGGCGCGGCUGCCGGAGAUGUUCGUCGGAAAGUCUGAGAAGCUUAAAUCGGUGGUGAAGAUAAUGUGCAGGGCGGCCAAGCGUUCCGUGAAGGAGAAUAAAAUGCACAUGGCACCUUGGAGGAAACACGAGUACAUGCUCUGCAAGUGGGUUCGCUCCUGCGAGAGGCUCUCGCC
Molecule: messenger RNA, 389 nt
Organism: Phalaenopsis equestris
Lineage: Eukaryota; Viridiplantae; Streptophyta; Magnoliopsida; Asparagales; Orchidaceae
Source: RefSeq, a predicted model, not a curated record